Quercus lobata is the source of this 849-nucleotide messenger RNA. RefSeq lists its product as uncharacterized. Gene Ontology annotation, biological process: DNA integration. The record is from RefSeq and is a predicted model, not a curated record. Lineage: Eukaryota; Viridiplantae; Streptophyta; Magnoliopsida; Fagales; Fagaceae. The transcript has 2 exons. Bases 1 to 849 code for a protein of 282 amino acids. Gene Ontology annotation, molecular function: nucleic acid binding.
AUGCAAGAGUACUUAAGCCAAGUCAAACGCUUGCAGUCGAGUUUCGAUCUUUUCAGCUUGUUGCACGUCUCCAGAAGUGGAAACACUCAUGCAGAUUCACUGGCCACGCUUGCCACCUCCUCGGCAGGGGAUCUGCCUCGAAUUAUUCUCGUCGAGCAUCUGGAUAGAGCGAAUGAAGUAGCCAAAGGCAUGGCCCAUAUCCAUGAGGUUAUAGUGGGCCCUAGCUGGAUGGACCCUAUGGUGAAGUUCCUCAAAGAUGACAUAUUGCCCGAGGAAAAAUUGGAGGCUGAAAAAAUACGAAGAAAAGCUCCUCGGUUCUGGUUGUCCGAGGACCACAAAUUGUACAAGCGUUCCUAUUCCGGGCCAUAUUUACUGUGUGUCCACCCUGAGGCAUCAGAACUACUGCUUGAAGAGCUGCAUGAAGGGAUUUGCGGGAGUCACACGGGAGGAAGGGUCCCUCGCACCCUCAUUUCAGAUAAUGGACUCCAGUUUGACAGCAAGGCCUUCAGAAGAUACUGCUGCAAGCUAGGAAUCACCAACAGGUACUCAACUCCAGCUUAUCCUCAAGGAAAUAGGCAAGCCGAGGCUGUCAAUAAAGUCAUAGUCAACGGGCUUAAGAAGAGACUGGAUGACGCCAAGGGAAGGUGGGUAGAAGAGCUGCCACACAUCUUAUGGACCUAUCGGACUACACCACGGUGGUCAACAGGGGAGACACCUUUCGCCAUGACCUAUGGGGCCAAGGCUGUUAUCCCUCUAGAGGUAAACGUCUCAAUGCUGAGGACGAGCUCCUUCACCCCGGACAAUAAUGACGAACUACUGGGGAAGAACCUAGAUCUGAUCAACGAAUGA